This is a messenger RNA of Carassius gibelio (silver crucian carp), 2451 nucleotides long. RefSeq names its product kizuna centrosomal protein (gene kiz). Lineage: Eukaryota; Metazoa; Chordata; Actinopteri; Cypriniformes; Cyprinidae. The transcript has 15 exons. The record is from RefSeq and is a predicted model, not a curated record. Gene Ontology annotation, cellular component: centrosome. Gene Ontology annotation, biological process: spindle organization. Bases 34 to 2157 code for a protein of 707 amino acids.
CUAGCUCGCGCGGUCUCCUGGGUAACGGUGCCUAUGGCAACCACUGUAAACAACGCGCCCUGCCACACCGAGGAGAAGAGCGAACAAAACGCUAACGUUAUGGCUUUCUGCAACACCGAGUAUUUCGACCAGAUUGGGAAUAUUCAAAAGAGCAUGAACGAACGGGAAAGAUGGAGACAUGAGCUGGAGGAAAAACUGUUUGCCUAUUUAAGAUCAGAAGAAAGAUUGACUAAGUUGAAGUGUGCCAAGAUGCACUGCUAUUACAAGGAGCUGUGUGAGAGAGAGCAGCAAGCAAAGACACGCAACCUUGAGCUUCUUGGGAAUGUGGAGAACUUGGCAUCAAAAAUGAACGAAUUCUCCAUUGAUUGUAGCCGGCUGCUUCAAAAGAGGCUGGAGUGCAAGAAUCACAUUACCAGACUGAAGGAAGACAGGAAGAAAAUGGGGAGCAGGGGGGAAUCGGAAGCAGACGAGCUCCCGAGCAGCUUCAAGCUUCCCAGCAAACAGGGAUCAUCACAGAGUGCUGUCGUCUUCACGGGUCACCAGACCUCAAACGGCUCAUCAAGAAAUGAUGGCGUCACAACCACACGCUCACCAUCUCAAACAGAGCUGAUACCUAAUCAUCCUUUACUCUCUCCUCUACAAAGUGGCCUUUGUAUGCACUCGCAUCUUUCAAAAGCCGCUGACACUGCCAUUUCAUCUGAUGACAUUCUAAACUCAGGUGAUUUUCUUGAGGGCAGACAUUUGAGUGACGUGCAUGAAAAGCAGAUGAAGUCUGAUUGGGACGUCUUUCAGAGGACAGGAGAGCAGCAUAGAUGGGAAGAACUAAACUCACCUCACACAACCCUGAAAGAAGCCGAGGUGUCCUCUCGAUCUGCGACCGCGAAGAAGCCUGCACACAUUGUGUCAUUAGAGAGGUGUCCGAGCCGCAGUCCUUCCUCAGAUACUACUGAUCCAAGAGAUUCCUCACAAUACAUGAACUCUGGAGGUGACGAUGAGGAAGUGUCUGCAGAGGAUGAAGGUGACUCUUCACCAAGACAUCAAGAUCUUUCAGAUCACACUAACAGCAGACAUCAAGCCUUGAGGGGAGAUGUUGUAAUUCAAGAACAGCAUGUAAUAUCCUUUCAAACCAAAGGUGGCACACACAAGCAGGUCAACACACAGGAACCUGGAAGGUCUUACUCUCACGAAUCCCCUAACAGGCUCUCCAUGGAAGGAUUUUGUCAUCUUCUGCACAGCAUUGAGCGACGUCUCAGUGCUAAAGACAUGAACCUCUACAGAAGCACAGUCCAUGAGCAGAAACUCGAUGAUAUCAUCAGUAUAUGUGGUCAGUGUGGGCGUCUGGAUGGUGUGGAAGUGCAUGCGUGUGGUGCUGUGGUUCUGCAGCAGCUGCCCCUGUUGUCCUGCAGUCUAUCUCACGGAUGCCUGUUACCCAGUGAUCUGAUCAACACUCACUGGUCAUCAGCUACAAAACCAGAACAGAUCAGGUCGUGUCUGUCAGCUGAUAGUGCUCUGCUGUGGGACUGCUGCUUCAGACACUUCUUACAGCUUCAGCAACAGAAAAUCCUCAGCAUCGACCACAUCAUCCAGCUCUUCACUCCCCUCCUAGUGCCAAAUAAUGCCACCUACACUGAGAAGGCAGGGGAGCUUUUGAAGAGGCUUCUGACCCACGAACCUGAGAACCAUCAGCCAUCAGAAAGUGAACUGUCAUCUUCUUGCAGCUUGCCCUCUCUUCUGGAUGACAGUGUGGAAAUCAAGGCCGCCAGGCCUUCCACAACAAGAGAGCAAACUGUUGGAGCACAAGGAAUUCAAAGUGCUGAAGAGGACAGUGCCGACCAAAGCCCAGUGGAAAGUAUUCCUAUUAGAGAGACCAAAGCAUAUCAGCUGCUUAAACAGUCUGUGGCACAAGAGAGGCACUGGAGUGACUCAGAGGAGGAGGAUUCUGAGCCGUCAGACAUUAACAAAUUGGAGAGGUCUGAGGCGCUCCGGGAGUCUUUAGCACAAAAUAGCAGGAAGACUGCAGAAAAUAAAGCUUUCUCUGCUGUCCAGUCAAAGGCAUUUUGGGGAGAAUCAGAUGACAGCAAUUCAGAGAUCGAAAUGGCCUUGCGUCCUCAGUCCCGCAACACCAGCAGCCAUGACUUUGAUGAUUUUUAUGAUUAACGUUUCUCUUUUGAGUGUUCACACUGUCAAGUUUUUAUUGUUGUUGUUGUUUUUUUUCAUUGAGCCGUUAAUAUGUUUGAAAGAGAUGCCUUUAUACGAUCGCAAAACAAACAAAAAUCUUCACUGAGGAAUGAGUGCGACAUUCCACGAAAACAAAAAAGAGCCAUCCUCUUUAUUGUGGCCAAAGACUGUGAAGGGUUUUCAAAACAUGUCGGUGUUAACCCUGCUUGAAUCUCUUUAGCUGAACAACACUUGGACCUGGUUGAAAUAGAUUAAACUUGGUUUUUAAAGUGA